Messenger RNA from Strigops habroptila (Kakapo), 4297 nucleotides. RefSeq names its product Coenzyme A synthase (gene COASY). Gene Ontology annotation, biological process: coenzyme A biosynthetic process. The record is from RefSeq and is a predicted model, not a curated record. Gene Ontology annotation, molecular function: ATP binding; pantetheine-phosphate adenylyltransferase activity; dephospho-CoA kinase activity. The transcript is spliced from 15 exons. Lineage: Eukaryota; Metazoa; Chordata; Aves; Psittaciformes; Psittacidae. The coding region runs from base 118 to 1722 and encodes 534 amino acids.
GGGCGGAGUCCGGCCCCGCCGCUCGCCUCGCACCGGUGCUCCCCCGCGAGAGGCGGUGCCCGGGGCGGUCCCGCGGCGCGUUCCGGGUCGCGGUUGUCGGCGGCUUCCGGCGGGGCGAUGCCGCCGUUCGGGUCGGGGCUGCUGGUGCUGACGGCUCCGCUGGGCGCGCUGCCCCGGCGGGCGGCGGCGGCGCUGGCGGCGGCGGCGGGGCUGGUGGCGGGGCCGCUGUACGUGCACCUGCAGCCGGGGCUGCGCCUCGCCGCGGCCCCGCCGCCGAGCCCCGCGGCCCCGCCGCCCGCCGGCCCCGCGCUGCUGCGGGCUCUGGCCGCGCUGUACGCGGCGGCGGCGCGGCGCGGGAUGGACCUGCGCGUCCUGCUGGGCCCCGGCCGCCGCCUGGCCCGGCCGCCCCGCGUCCUGCUGCUCCCCGCCAACGAGGCGCCGGGGCCGCCGGGGCCGGUGCAGCUCGGGCUGCAGAGCCUGGCCGCCGCCGCCUACGGCUGCCCCCCGAACCUGCCCGCGCUGCUGCUGGGGGACCCCGCGGGGGACCUCGAUGGGGACCCGGAGGAGGACCCCGAGUGCGACCCCGAUGCGGCGCUUCCCACCUUCUCCAGCGUGGCGGUCGGUGGCACCUUUGACCGCCUCCACGGUGCACACCGCCUCCUGCUCAGCACUUGCUGCCUCCUGGCCCGGGACCGGCUCCUGGCCGGGGUGGCCGACGGUGACCUGCUCCGCCACAAGGUCCUGAUGGAGCUGAUCGAACCGUACGAGCUGCGAGUGGCGAAGCUGCGCGAGUUCCUGGAGGACGUGAAGCCGUCGCUGCGCUAUGACAUCGUGCGGCUCCUCGACCCCUAUGGCCCCACCAUCACUGACCACGACCUGCAGUGCUUGGUGGUCAGCCAGGAGACCCGCCGGGGCGGGGAGGCCAUCAACAAGCAGAGACUUGAGAAAGGGCUCCCCGCGCUGGCUCUCCACGAGAUCAUGCUGAUGCAGGACCCCGACCACAGUGAGAACGAGGAGGACAAGAUCAGCUCCUCCAGCCUGCGGCACCGGCUGCUGGGGACGCUGCUGCGGCCCCCACGGCAAGACCCUGCCUUGCCUUCGCGCCCGUACGUGAUCGGCCUGACUGGAGGAACCGGGAGUGGGAAAACGUCCAUCGCCAGGCUCCUGGGGCGCCUGGGAGCGUUCCUCAUCGACGCCGACAAGCUGGGCCACGCUGUCUAUGUCCCCGGGGGCCCUGCCUACAAGCAGGUGGUGGCGACCUUUGGAGCAGAAAUCCUGCAUGAAGAUGGGACAAUCAACAGGAAAGUCCUUGGGGCCAAAGUGUUUGGAAACCAGGAGCGGCUGAAGAGUCUCACAGACAUCGUGUGGCCCGAGAUAGCCCGGAUGGUGAAGGAGCAGAUCAGGGAGGCAGAAGCUCAAGGAAAGGCCGUGUGUGUGCUGGACGCUGCCGUGCUGCUGGAGGCUGGCUGGCAGGACAUGGUCCAUGAGGUGUGGACGGCCGUCAUCCCAGAGGACGAGGCCGUGAGGCGCGUGGUGGCGCGGGACGGGCUGAGCGAGGAGGCAGCUCGCGGCCGGCUGCGGAGCCAGAUGAGCAACAGGCAGCGCGUGGAGCAGGCUCAGGUUGUGCUGUGCACGCUCUGGGAGCCGGACAUCACCCGCAAGCAGGUGGAGAAGGCCUGGGAGCUCCUGCAGCAGCGCCUGGGCCAUGACCGCAACCCGUGACCACCGUGCUCCUCCUGCCCGGCCCGUGGAGCCCGCACCGGAGGGUCCCGUCCUGGCACCGCCGGGGAGGAGCGCACCCCCCCUGCCCCAUCUCGCCCCGCCGACGGCCCGGGGGGGCUCCUGCCGGCCCCUGGUGCAGGGACACGGCGGCGGCUCCUGGGGCUGAGCCCGCGCCCGUGCCCGGCCCUGUUCCACAGUAAAGAAAGAGGCUUCUCCCUCCGAGCGGUGCCCGCGCUGCGCCCGUCCCCGGGGGCCGGGGGGGGUACCGGGGCCGGGGGGGGUACCGGGGCGGGCGCCCCCUGGCGGUGCGGCGGAACGGGGCGGACUGCGUUUCCCGUUGUCCCUCGCGGCGGUCACAUGAACGGGGCGGGCGGAAGAUGGCGGAGCCGCCCGGCGCCGCGGCCGAGGACUCGUGGGGGAAGGUGGGAGCGGGGCCGGGGCCGGGGCCGGGCGGGGGUUCGGGGCCGGGGCGGCGGGGCCGGGGCGGGGCUGGGUUGGGGGCACCGGGCCGAGGGUAACGGGCCGGGUGAGCACGAGGGUCAGGGCCAAAGGUGACCGCGCACGGCCCGGGGCGGGAGGGGCGGGAGGUGCUCCCGCCCCGCUCACGUCUCUGCUCCCGCCGGCCCCGCACAAGGUGGACGCAGCGUACGGCGACAAUGGCCUGGACUCGGCGCUCUUCAUGGAGAACGCCCGGAAAAGCAGCAUCGUGUCCCGGGCCAACAGCAUCGGCUCCACCAGCGCCUCCUCCGUCCCCAACACAGACGAUGAGGACAGCGAUUACCACCAGGAGUCCUACAAGGAGUCGUACAAGGACCGGCGCAGGCGGGCGCACACGCAGGCAGAACAGAAGAGGCGAGAUGCCAUCAAGAAAGGCUACGAUGACCUGCAGGCCAUCGUUCCCACCUGCGAGCAGCAGGAUUUCUCCAUAGGCUCCCAGAAGCUGAGCAAGGCCAUUGUUCUCCAGAAAACCAUUGACUACAUCCAGUUCCUGCACAAGGAAAAGAAGAAGCAAGAGGAGGAAGUUUCUACCCUCAGGAAAGACGUGAUGGCCUUGAAGAUCAUGAAAGCGAACUACGAGCAGAUUGUGAAAGCUCAUCAGGACAACCCGAACGAGGGGAAGAACCAGGUCUCCGACGAGGUGAAGUUCAAUGUGUUCCAAGGCAUUAUGGAUUCCCUGUUCCAGUCCUUUAACGCCUCCAUCUCGGUGACAAGUUUCCAGGAGCUCUCGGCAUGUGUCUUCAGCUGGAUUGAGGAGCACUGCAAGCCCCAGAUGCUGCAGGACAUCGUGAUCGGGGUCCUGCACCAGCUCAAGAGUCAGCUCUAUUGACCUCCUGCAGCGCCCUGGCCCCGGAGCUGCCACCUCCCGCCCAGGGGCCGCGGUGAUGGGCGCCAGCAGGAGCUGGGCCAGCCCCUCCGGCUGCUUUUAAAGCUUCUCUGGAUUAUUUAUUGUAUUAACUACAAACCCAACCCGAGCACAGUUGAGAUCACCAAAUAGUUGUAGGGACUUAGCAAAAGGGGGGUAAGUUAAGUGUGGAUGGAGCCGAGGUGCCCCCCCUGUAUCUGCCCCCAGGUUCCCAGCUCAGGCAGUUGUGGGGUUUGCCUGGGCCACCAGUGCAGCAGCUCUGGCCCCUCAGGCCUCUGCCACAACCCCUCUGCUCCCAGGGACGGGGAAAUGAGACAAGAACAUGUGAAAAGCUGUUGGUUUCUGUUAAAGAGGCUUCUCCCCUUCUCGGGGCUUUCUCGUGCCCCCUCUGAAGCAGCCGCUAUGGGGCAGGGGUUGUAUGUUGUGGAGUUGCAUCUGGCUUCUUUCUGGCUUCGCGUUUUGAUGUGGCCACACUCAGCAGGAAAGCAGGUGAGUAGCUGGAGGCAGUCGCUCACUGCUGCUCCUUCCAUCCCCACACCACAACCAGCCUGCGUUUGGUUUGAUGAAUCCGUGCAAACACCCUGAAGCGUUCCCAGCGUCACUUUGCAGCCACACUCUGACACUCUCGAACCUGCCCCACGCUGCUGCUGUCAGGGGGGUCGUGGCUCUGGCCACACAAAGGCCUCGUGUGGAGGAGCUGCUGGUGGUUGGUCACCCCCUGGGGGCUCCUCCGGUGGGGUCUGUGCUCUGUGACCAUGUUUUGCUCCCACUCCAGGCUGGUGGGUGUUGAUUUCACGCUGGGUGUCCAUGGGGUGAUGCUCGGCUCCAUGGUUUCAAUGCAUGGGAAUGUUUCAGUUACAGCUUCUACCCCAGGCAGUGGUGGAGAAUGGGGGUCGGGGGGUGAUUUUGAUACAGAAUCACUCUUCAACCCCUGCCUUUGGGGCAGUGCACCCCAAGGGCAGCCCCCAGGUCAAGCCCUGCAGUGCUGCUCAUCACCCCGAGCACAGGGGCAGCCCCCGCUGCUGGGUGUGGAAGCAAACUCGGGGUGCACAGGUUGGGGCUCGGGGGCUGGACAUGGGGCAUGGACAGAACCCCUGGAUUUGCUCCUGCUGCAGGAGGAGGACGUGGAGUUUCACAGACCUCACCUGUGAAAUCACCUAUUUUUUCUAUUGUGAAAAGUAAUUAAGUAAAUUUUGCUGAAUGUUUUAAUGA